AUGUCUUCCACUUUGGAUAUAAAUCCAUCAAUAUCCCGAAAGCGCAAAAUAGCCCCUGCUGAACCAAAAAUAGCAUUAGGAAUGACUGAUGACUGGUCACAGUAUGUCGUUCACUCCCCACUUUCAUCUCCCAAAUCAGCUACAGAGGAAUCCUUCCAGACUGGCACCAAAAAUUACUGGGGAAUGUCUUUGAAGGAGCUCCUAGAAUCAAGGCGCAACUCUAUCAAUGUUGCAUCUGUAGCUAGAGCUAACUCACAAGCUAUGUUUAUUCAUUUUGAAGGAAAUGAUGUCGAGUCUUGUGAGUCAGCCGUCGAGCCUAAACCUAAUCCCGAGCUGUUGUCGUACUAUCAGAAUAUAUUGAAAGAGCGUCAACAUAAGGAUAUGGGUUCUAAGAUCAUAACCUCCAUCCCAAAAGUUCCCGAGUCUAUCGCUUCAUCGUGCCUUUCAGAAAGCAUCCAAAUUCCAGCUGGUCUGCCCAAUACCCCUGAGCUCUUUAGCUCUGACACCAUGGAGAUCUACCACACUGAUUCUGAUAAUGAUUCUCAUUGCAACUUCUCGCUCGCAACGGCGUUUCCGGAAAUGGACUUUGGUCUAAAAACAGAAGAGACAUCAAAUGGAAUGGACGCACUAUUCUCCGAUCUCUCUGCUGCAGCUGCUGUGUUGAAUGAUUCGGAUGCCUCUGAACACUAUUUUGAUGGCCGUCGCAAAUCUUCAAUGGCUUCCUUGACGGGCAACAUGGAGGAUAUGGGAUUUCAAACGGAUCUUCCACUGCUUGCUCACGUUCAUAAGCGCAGAAAGUCUAUCCAUCCUUCACCGCCUAUGUCCCCCGCACACACACUUCCUUCACUCUCCCCUUCUCCGUCACCAUCCAUGAGUAAUCCCAUGUUUACUCAAUCUCUAUUCCCAACCGAUACCACGGAUGCCUCAACAACAAAACACCCAUUUAUAUUGCCGGCCGAAUUAGACCCUAAUACGCUAACAAGCAUAGCUCUCAGAUGCAUUGAGCCUGCAGUUGAUGUUGAAAGGCUCAAGCCACUGGUGACGAAAUACAUGAACAUGCGAUCACCUGCAACCUCCGGUGAACGCACUGUUAUGAUAUUGACAAGCAAGGUAGCUCAAAAAAGCUAUGGUACAGAGAAAAGAUUUUUAUGCCCUCCUCCUACUACUCUUUUGUUGGGCUCCUCAUGGUGGACACCAAACCAUGAUAGCGAAAGCACUGUUGCUGGCAGCAGUCAAUCACUGAGCGCACCCAAGAUCAAUAUUUCCAUUUCAGGUGAACCAACGAGUCAACAAGGCGUAUUGGAAUGGCAUACACAGUCGUCCGAUACGUCAGCUGGAACUGAUAAUGUGUCGAACGUCAGUGGUAAAUGUGUCUCCAAGCACUUGUAUAUCAACGACGCUGACGACAAGCGUAAGCGUGUAGAGUGUUUGGUCAACAUUCAGCUUGCAAAUGGAAGAAACCUCGGUACAGUGGCUGGCAACAGCAUUAAGGUCAUUAGCAAGCCUAGCAAGAAACGCCAAAGCGUGAAGAACGUUGAGCUCUGUAUUCAUAAUGGAUCCACCGUAUCUCUCUUCAACCGUAUCCGAUCUCAAACUGUCUCGACAAAGUAUCUUGGUGUCAACAACUCUCAAGAUGCUAUCCCAAUGAACUUCCACCGCUGCAAUAGCACAGGUGCUGCCAAGCCUACUAAUACGUCCUUUGUGGCUCGAACAGGCUCUUGGGAUCCGUUCGUUAUGUGGAUUGUCGAUACCACUCUUGGCACCUCUACCGCUGCUCGUGUCCCUCAUGAUCCAACCUCCCCUCUUCCUGCUCCUCCAGCCAUUGCCGUUCGCAACCCUACAGAUGCCCCUCUUCCUAUUCACUAUAACCAGCCUGUUGUGUUGCAAUGCGUUACCACUGGUUUGGUCAGUCCUGUCAUGGUGGUUCGAAAAGUUGACAAGGGUAGCAUGGUCGUCGGUGGUGUUAGAGUUGCCCCAGGUGCUACUCGUGCCGGUGGUGAAUGCGCUGAUGAAAGUCUAGGAGAUCCAGUGUCUCAACUCCACAAGAUCGCCUUCCAAAUUGUUCAAGAUGCUCCUGCUCAACCUGAUAACUCUGAGCCCUUCUUAAGCGGCUUCCAUUUGCCAAGGUCAUCUGGUGGUGCCACUUAUCUGGCUUGCAUCAAUGAUGCGGUCGGUAUGCAUCGUGCAGCUGGACCUCGUAUGGCUGCCAAAUUUGAGAAGAAGAAGACGCCAUCUGUGUCAUCGACUGGAGAAGAUAGACCUAAGGCUGUACGCAAGAGACGAGCCAAUCCCGAUGCCCUUUCCAAGAAAGCUUUGGGUUGCGCAUGGACUGAGGACGCUUCUGAUGCUUCCGUAUGGACUAUUGUUGGCACCGACUGUGCAACUUAUAGCUUCUGGGUUCCUCAAGAGUCGUCGUUCAGUGAUGCGUUCAAGGGUUCAGCCGAUUCCGCUCCCCUUGCUCCUUUCCCCAAUGUCAAGUCGCUUACUCUCCAUCCCAACAGCUUUGCCACUCUUCAAGGCGAUAACUUGACCCCAGACCUCUCCAUCUGGUUCGGUGGAUGCCCUGUCACAGCCGAACUUCGAGGUCCUCAAACCAUCACUUUUGCCAUUCCCAGUCCUCAUCAACUUGCAGAAUCUGCUGGUGUAGUGGAUGACAAUGGCACUAAAAAAAUUCCUAUCCUAUUGGCCCGCCCAGAUGGUGUUGUCUAUCGCACAGGCAAAUACUGGAUACUGUAA
Molecule: messenger RNA, 2736 nt
Organism: Umbelopsis ramanniana AG
Lineage: Eukaryota; Fungi; Mucoromycota; Umbelopsidomycetes; Umbelopsidales; Umbelopsidaceae
Exons: 2
Coding region: 1-2736 (911 amino acids)
Biological process (GO): regulation of transcription by RNA polymerase II
Cellular component (GO): nucleus
Molecular function (GO): DNA-binding transcription activator activity, RNA polymerase II-specific; RNA polymerase II cis-regulatory region sequence-specific DNA binding
Source: RefSeq, a predicted model, not a curated record